UAGAAAGGGUUCGAAAUUAAAUGCGAUAAACUUGCCACAACCUAACUGUUAUGCAUAAUUAUAUAUCAUGAUUAUCAUCCUCGAACUAUAGAAAGACUAGACAGAAAUCUAAGAUGCAAGUAGAAGAAAAGAUGGGGCAAUUCCCUCAAUUCGACGUCGUAUCAGACAUCUCCGAUCACAAAUAUUUCAAUGCCUCGUCCUAUAUGCAACUGCCCGCAAUCAGAGCCGUGAUGAGAGAGUGGAAAAUCCUGGAGAAAAAUCUCCCCGGGGGCUCGAUCUUCGUUCGGGCCUACGAGGGCCGGGUGGAUCUCCUCCGGGCUGCAAUCGUGGGCCCCCAGAAAACCCCAUACCACGACGGCCUCUUCUUCUUCGACUUCCAAUUCCCAAACAACUACCCCCACGCGCCUCCCAAAGCCCACUACUGGUCCUUCGGGCGCUGUUUGAACCCCAACUUAUACGAAAACGGGUGGGUUUGUCUCAGCCUCCUGAACACGUGGCGCGGCCCGAAAGAGACCCGGUGGCAGCCCGGAGUGUCCACAAUGCUCCAAGUCCUCGUCUCCCUUCAGGCUUUGGUCCUCAACCAAUCCCCGCUCCACAACGAGCCCAUGAUCCUCACCAAACUAAUGACAACCUCGUACACCUACAACGACACCGCCUUCGUGCUGACGUGUCGGACCAUGUUGUCCCUUAUCCGCACCCCGCCCAGGGGCUUCGAGACGCUCGUGAAGAAUCACUUCGGGACCCGGGCCCACGCCAUCCUGGCGGCGUGCCAGGUCUACCUUAACGGCUUCGCGCGUGUCGGGGAUUACGCGUACGGCGGCGGCCUCUCUCCGCGUCGUCUCUUCGCCGCGUCGUCGGAGGAGCAACGGAGAGUUGUUUUUAGCGUAAAUUCGGAUUUCAAACGCUCGUUAAAAGUUGAGUACAAGGCGCUGGUUGUCGCCCUCUCCAAACACGACCCUUCCUUGAAAGGGUUCUCCCAGGAGCUUGAACGAAUGGUGAAUGAUGCAGUGAAGAACUCUGUUCCUCCUCCGAGCUUUUGCAAUUUGAAUUUGCUUUUCCGAAGAUUUUGGGAAUGGAUAUGGAUGGGUUCCAUUGAGUAGCAUUGUUUGAGGAAGAGAUGUUUUUUUUAUUUAAUUUAUUAUUGAUAUUAAGACGGUAGACUAUUAGAGAUGUUUGGUUGGGAGGAAGGAAUUAGGAAAUAAAUGAAUUGCAAUUUGAUGGAAAAAAGAAUAAGGUAGGAAUUUAAAUUACAUUGUAUGGUAGGAACUAGGAAGGAUGGUUAGGAAUGAGAAAGAAAAAAAAAAUGAUAUAAAGACUAAAAUGUCAUUGUGUAGUAAUAAAAAUAACAAUCAUCACGAA
Ipomoea triloba (trilobed morning glory) is the source of this 1359-nucleotide messenger RNA. RefSeq names its product putative ubiquitin-conjugating enzyme E2 39. Gene Ontology annotation, molecular function: ubiquitin conjugating enzyme activity. The record is from RefSeq and is a predicted model, not a curated record. The transcript has a single exon. Lineage: Eukaryota; Viridiplantae; Streptophyta; Magnoliopsida; Solanales; Convolvulaceae. Bases 114 to 1100 code for a protein of 328 amino acids.